UAGAACCCACAAAAGAGAUGUUUCAGGGGUCGAUUUGAGCGAUUCUCACUGAGGUGAAAUAUAACCUGGAGAAAGAUCGCUGCGUUUCCACGAAUUAAAGACACGACGCAUCAUCCUGAUAAAUGACAGCAAGGGCACUCGCGCGUGGUUAAACAGGACUUGGUGCCACAUGGCGAUGUUUUCGAGCCAAAUGUCUUCCACUCCCUUCUCAGUCCGGGACAUUUUAAACCUGGAACAGAGCCACGAAGACAUUGUCUCGUUGGAAAUGUCGCUUCCCACUUCGUCCUACAUGAUGUUUAAACCGGAGCCUUUCGUGGACGCGGUGAACGGAGCAGCGCUCUUCGCUCCUGGGGACGAGCAGGACACUAAAGGUGACAGGAGCACAUCUCUGGACUUUAGUCCUGCCUUUUAUGGAAAGAGUUUCUUAGAAAUGGAUCUAGCCAAAGACGCAAAAUCGGACGACACUCUUGAAGCAAAAGAGAGGAAAGAAAAGGUGCGUUUACCGGAGGAGCGACAGAAACCUGAUGAGGCGGAGCGGCCCAGUCAGCGGAAGCGGCGGAAGCCGCGCGUGCUGUUCUCGCAGGCGCAGGUGUACGAGCUCGAGCGACGCUUCAAGCAGCAGAAGUACCUGUCGGCGCCCGAGCGGGAUCACCUAGCGCACGUGCUCAAGCUGACGUCCACGCAGGUGAAGAUCUGGUUUCAAAACAGGCGUUACAAGUGCAAGCGCCAGCGUCAGGACCAGACGCUCGAGAUGGUGGGCGCGGGCCCGCCGAGGCGCGUGUCCGUGCCCGUGCUCGUGCGAGACGGCAAGCGGUGUUUGGGAGACGCCGCGUCCGCGUACAGCGCUUCUUACAAUAUGGGGAUCAACCACUUCCCUUAUAACGCCUACCACAGCUUCGGGAACGUGAACUUCCCGAGCGCCGGAAAUACGAACUACACGUGCAACUAUUCGGCGAGCGCAAACGUGCCUCCGGUGCAAACGUCACCGUCCAGCGGUAAUUAUGUGAAUUUUGGAGUCGGGGAUCUGAACAACGUGCAGACGCCGUUUCAGGCCAGCGGCGGAGUUUCCUCGUUACACGGCAUUCGGGCCUGGUGAAGCAGACUCUCCUGGACAUGAUGCACAGGCGAUAUAGAGGCAACACUCAGCUUGAAUUGCACGGAUGGUUGAAAUCACACAAUGUUCUUCCUGAUUCAGGAGUUUGUAAAUCAAUGUGAAGUAAGCUUUUGGGUAAAUCCAGUUCUGAGUAGGGGAAAUAUUUAGUUCAUUAAUUAAAAUGUGUUAUGUCAAAUUUGUUCCAUUCACACACACACACACACACACACACACAGGUAGGUACCAGGUACCAGACCAGUACUUCUCCCCUAGCUGAGGUGGAACCAUCAGGGUGACAUGUUUUGCACAUUUAUAGCUUAUGUAUUUUUUUCUAUCUUGGGAAGCUGCAUGUGCUUUAAUUAGCUAUUUAGAGUAAAACGUUUAAGGUCGAUCAGGUCUAUUAGGUUUCCAAGUGAAUUCUGCAUACUAAAUGCGCAAAACGUGUCCCCUUCAUCCAGUCUGGUGCCUUUAUUUCUAGGAGUUUCUCUCUCGAGUGUUUUCCUAUUAGAAACGGUACUGAGUCAAAGCAUCUUUUGGAAGAUAAGAGACCCCUUAAUUAUCCAAUUAACCCUUGGAGAACCUUAUUACCAUAAGAGUGUAGACACACGCAUACUUGCAUAUCUGCGUAAAAAUAUUACACAAGAAUAUAAACAGUAUCAGAUGCUAUUAUAUAUAUUUUUUCUGUAAAACGUAUAGCAAUUCUUUAAACUUUUUUUUAAACCAAGUCCAUUUAAUCAAAACUGUAUUUUAUUUGGAGAGAAAAUAGAAAGAAUUACAAGAAGAAGAAAAAGCAAGCGAACUUCUUGUCACUACGGUCAUACAUUAAUGUUCAUGUUCCAUUUUCAUAAUUAUUUUAACAACUGUGUAUAAUAAUUUAUCGAAAUUUCUCUGGGGUUGGAGACUCAGGAAGGGUUACAGAAAAAAAAAAUGAAAUUGAAAAAUGAAACAUAGAUAACAUCUGGGAAUAUGUGAAUUCUAUUAUUAUUAUUAUUAUUAUGAUGAUGAUGAUGAUGAUGAUGAUGAUGAUGAAGAAGAAGAAGAAGAAGAAGAAGAAGAAGAAGAAGAAGAAAUAAUAUUUUUCGGAAUUAACACAGGGAACAAAUAUAUUGAAUUAAAAUAAAAAGGAGCACUCUCGUGUUACGGGCAUGUUAAGG
Messenger RNA from Hemibagrus wyckioides, 2247 nucleotides. It is a transcript of the gene nkx2.5, whose product is annotated as NK2 homeobox 5. Gene Ontology annotation, molecular function: RNA polymerase II cis-regulatory region sequence-specific DNA binding; DNA-binding transcription factor activity, RNA polymerase II-specific. The transcript is spliced from 2 exons. Lineage: Eukaryota; Metazoa; Chordata; Actinopteri; Siluriformes; Bagridae. Gene Ontology annotation, biological process: cell differentiation; regulation of transcription by RNA polymerase II. Gene Ontology annotation, cellular component: nucleus. Bases 170 to 1096 code for a protein of 308 amino acids. The record is from RefSeq and is a predicted model, not a curated record.